This is a messenger RNA of Cherax quadricarinatus, 3622 nucleotides long. The record is from RefSeq and is a predicted model, not a curated record. NCBI's taxonomy places the organism in Eukaryota, Metazoa, Arthropoda, Malacostraca, Decapoda, Parastacidae.
CAACACCUAGGACUCAGGUACCUAGCAACACCUAGGACUCAGGUACCUAGCAACACCUAGGACUCAGGUACCUAGCAACACCUAGGACUCAGGUACCUAGCAACAACUAGGACUCAGGUACCUAGCAACAACUAGGACUCAGGUACCUAGCAACAACUAGGACUCAGGUACCUAGCAACAACUAGGACUCAGGUACCUAGCAACACAUAAGAUUCAGGUACCUAGGAAAACAUAGAACACAGGUACAUAGCAACUCCUCGAACUCGGGUACCUAGCAGCACCUAGGACACAGGUACCUGGCAACACCUUGAACACAGGUACAUAGCAACUCCUCGAACUCAGGUAUAUAGCAACUCCUCGAACUCAGGUACCUAGCAACACCUAAGACUCAGGUGCCUAGCAACACCUAGGACUCAGGUGCCUAGCAAAAACUAGGACUCAGGUGCCUAGCAAAAACUAGGACAGGUACUCAGCAACACCUAGAACACAGAUAUCUAACAACACCUGAAACACAGGUACCUAGCAACACCUAGGACUCAGGCACCUGGCAACACCUAGGACUCAGGCACCUGGCAACACCUAGGACUCAGGCACCUGGCAACACCUAGGACUCGAGUACAUACCAACAUAUAGGACUCGGGUACCUAGCAACACCUGUGACACAGGUACCUAGCAACACCUGGGACACAGGUACCUAGCGACACCUACAGGAUGAGUAGGAUCAUCGGAAGACGGAAAUCCUACCUGGUGGACCAUACUAUGGAUGAUGUACCCAUUAAGGACUUGAAGGAAAGGUCGUUAGGACGCUCAACCAUCCCUACCGUCAGUGGAAGGGAUGGUCCCCCGUCAUAUCAAGCAGCGGUGGGCAGGUUUGUCGAGACAGCGAGUCAGAGACGGGAUCGUCACCGCUCACACUAUAUAUCAUACUGCAUAGUCUUUGUGAUUGCUGUAGGUAUGUCCUCUACCCUGGGUAUGUGGCCCUACCUACACGAAGAGCUGGUACCAUCCACCACCAAGAAGUCACUGGGAUGGGUAGUAGCAGUCAACCCUCUUGGACAGAUGUUAGCAGCACCUGCCCUGGGCCUCUGGGCCAACAAGACCGGUUCCAUCAGGGCUGCCAGUAUAACAUCAGUAGUGAUGUUCAUGGUAGGGAACAUCAUGUACGCUCUCCUGGCUGUCUUCAAGAAUAUGGGAGAGAUGGGACCAUACUACGCCAUGAUGGUCUCCAGGUUCAUCUUCGGUGUCAGUACAGCCAUAUCAUCACUGUGUGGGACAUACCUGGCCAGCUCCACCACCCUGGAAGAACGAACCUUCUGUCUGAGUAUGUUGUCUGUGGGCCUGUCCAGUGGCUUUGUUGUGGGACCAAUUCUACAGGUUGUGAUGACUUUGACCAUCCCGGAUAACUUGGACACUGGUGUCGAAUGGUUCCAGUGGAACAAGUACACUGCUCCAGCCUGGAUCAGUGCUGUCCUGGCAAUGAUCAACCUGGUUAUCCUGCUGCCUUGUGUGUUCCAAGCAAGAUGCUACAUAUGACUGGGACCUGAUUACAUCUAUGGCUGACUUGUAUUUAUCCAGCAGCUCUCGUCUCCUGCCCUUCCAGAUAUCAUUUCCACCAGCACGGUCCAUAUAUCUUACCUGUGAGUUACCCAGAACCAGAAUGUUCUUACCUUGAUUAGCAAGGGAGUUAGUGGUACCUUUAACCUCGCUAACCACUGAAAUACACUCAUCCUGGAGAACAGAGAAUCGAUUUCCUACCUUCAGAUCUUCUCUGUUAAGCUUCCUUAUCUUGAUACUUCUACCUUUAGUAGAGACAACAUUCCACUUGAAGCAGCUGCCACUCUUCAACUGACUGUUGGUAACCUUUUUCUCCACACCGAUUCCACCCUUCUCACACUCACUCUUGAACCCAUCUUGGAGAAUUUUCUGCCUCCUAUUUUCCUCUUAGAGAAGUAGAACCUCCUUCUUCAAUACUUUAACCUGAGAUUCCAAACACUACAACAAGCCAUGGUGCUCUAUAACGCUCCACACUAAUCCCCCAAACAGCUGGGACAGGAUGACCUUUCGUGACCAAUGACCUCAGUGUACUAAAAAUCAUAUACACUGCUGCCAUCUACUCAGAUCAAGGGUAAGUUCCUGAACUUUAAAACACAUACGUUGCUGCCAUCUAUACAGACCAAGGCUAAGUUAAAAAUCACAUACACUGCUGCUGUCUACUCAGAUCAAGGCUAAGUUCCUGAACUUUAAUUAAAACCCUUUGUUGAGCAAGCCUCAAAAAAUUGCGAAUUUUUAAAUGUAUUUCCCAUGAGUGGAUAGAGUUUCUCAAUGUAAAGCAAAUGAGCCCAUAGAAAUGAAAAUGUGAAAGUUUGUUUUCGAUCAAUUGCCAAUAUGUGAGGACUGACAAAAGUACGUCUUGCCUACCAAAGGGUGAACAUUUUUAAAUGUUGCAAAGUUGCAAUUGUUAAUAAAACACCAAAUAACCAUUUUUUUUAUCUUAUUAUACAAAAAGAUAAUAUCAAAAACAUAAAUUGAACUUGUUUUCAAACAUUUUGUAAGUAUUAAAAAAAUACAAAAUGAACCAAGUAGCAUUAUGGACACAUUGCAAAGGAAUAUAACUUUCAAUUCCCACAUUCCUGAGUUUCCUGAGAAAGAACAAUCAUUCUAGAUCACUAAUUUGUACAAUUUCUAUCCUUCUUGAUGCAUAUAUUUACUUUGCAUAUGACACAGGAAAAUGAGGAUGUGAUAUGACAUUUGUGUUUGCUGCAUAACUUGCAUCUAAGUAGCUUGCCUGGCACUGGCCAGUGACAAUUUUGGCUUUUUGGAUGGUCUAUCUUCCUCCUCCUCAUCACUUGACACCUCUGCAUCCUGUGGCAAGUACUCAUCACUACUGUCAAGCAAUUCCAGGUCAUCUGGCUCUGGAUCAGAGUCACUUUCCUCCAAAACGAAGAGAUAUUUGGACUUGUCUUUGGAGGACUCACCAUAAAACAAUUUCUCAUUGAUCUGGAAGGACAAUAAAAACGUUCUGUACACACCCAGACCACUACAGAAUUCAUAUAUGCAAUAUAUUUUUUUUUUUUUACAAAUAUUUAUUUACUGAAAUUUAAAAUGGGGCCUAAAUGGGCAAGAAUGAUAUUUAUCAUUCUUUUUUGUUGCACUUUUUUUCAUUUGCAUGUUGCACUCAUAUGCUUCACACAGACUUUAUAUAUAUAUCAAAAUAUGCCUAAACUAUUCAUUUACGCACUAGAAACAUAAAUGAAUACUUACCGACAUUGAGGAGGGUAAAAUCCAAGGGUAUAUGAGUGUCACUCGAUCAAAAAAAGUCUCUCGGCAACUCCAAGCUAGAGGUUUUUACAUUUUGGUCUCUCAACCAAUGGGAAGCAAGCAGAUGCCAUCACUACUUAGCUGGGGUGACUCAGGGAAGGCUUGUGAUUCAUCAGAAAUAGAGACGGGAACCUAGAUGAGCAGUAGGUGUAGGAGGAAUGCGUCAAGUAUCAUGCUUUCAAGAAUGACAACUGUCGUUCUUGCUCAACAAAGAGUAUUAAAUCACAUACACUACUGCCAUCUACUGCAUCAAGGCUAAGUUGCUGUCAUCUGACUAGUUUAACUAUGUAAGUCUUCUUUCUUU